Molecule: messenger RNA, 6077 nt
Organism: Gavia stellata (red-throated loon)
Lineage: Eukaryota; Metazoa; Chordata; Aves; Gaviiformes; Gaviidae
Gene: PPP6R3
Product: protein phosphatase 6 regulatory subunit 3
Exons: 23
Coding region: 98-2719 (873 amino acids)
Cellular component (GO): cytosol; nucleus
Molecular function (GO): protein phosphatase regulator activity; protein phosphatase binding
Source: RefSeq, a predicted model, not a curated record
UCUUGGAGCGUCGGUGAUGGUGGCAAGCGGUGGCUUUCCCGCCUGAGCGGAGGCAGCCUGGGGCCUGUGGCGGGGGGACGCGCUUGCCGAGACCAGCAUGUUUUGGAAAUUUGAUCUCCAUUCGUCAUCCCACAUAGAUACGCUUCUAGAGAGAGAAGAUGUAACACUGAAGGAAUUGAUGGAUGAAGAGGAUGUUCUGCAAGAGUGCAAGGCUCAGAAUCGCAAACUUAUAGAGUUUUUGCUGAAGUCAGAAUGUUUGGAAGACUUAGUUUCAUUUAUUAUCGAAGAGCCACCUCAAGACAUGGAUGAAAAAAUUCGAUAUAAAUACCCAAACAUAUCGUGUGAGCUGCUUACAUCAGAUGUCUCACAGAUCAAUGAUAGGCUGGGAGAAGAAGAAUCCUUACUUAUGAAACUGUACAGCUUCCUCUUAAAUGAAUCUCCUCUAAACCCUUUACUGGCCAGUUUCUUCAGCAAGGUGCUAAGUAUUCUUAUAAGCAGAAAACCAGAACAGAUUGUGGAUUUUUUAAAGAGGAAACAUGAUUUUGUAGACCUCAUUAUGAAGCACAUAGGGACCUCUGCUAUCAUGGACUUACUGCUCAGGCUACUGACUUGCAUAGAACCUCCACAGCCCCGGCAAGAAGUGUUAAAUUGGCUAAAUGAGGAGAGAAUUAUCCAGCGGCUUGUGGAAAUCGUACAUCCAUCUCAAGAUGAAGAUAGGCAUUCAAAUGCAUCACAGUCACUGUGUGAAAUUAUUCGUCUAAGCAGAGACCAGAUGUUACAAGUACAGAACAGUUCAGAACCAGAUCCACUGCUUGCAAGUCUAGAGAAACAAGAAAUCAUAGAGCAGCUGCUGUCUAAUAUUUUUCAUAAAGAAAAAAAUGAAUCUGCAAUAGUCAGUGCAAUCCAAAUACUAUUGACCUUACUUGAGACAAGACGACAGACAUUUGAAGGCCAUAUAGAGAUCUGUCCUCCAGGCAUGAGCAAUUCAACAUACUUGGUCAACAAAAGUGUUUUAGAAGCCAUAAAAGCACGACUUUCAUCCUUCCAUGAACUCCUACUUGAGCCUCCAAAAAAAAGUGUUAUGAAGACAACCUGGGGUGUAUUGGAUCCACCUGUGGGAAACACACGUUUAAAUGUGAUUAGAUUAAUAUCUAGCCUUUUACAGACGAAUACAAGCAGUGUGAAUCAGGAGCUUAUAGAGCUUAACAGCAUAGGAGUAAUACUGGACAUGUUCUUUAAGUACACAUGGAAUAACUUUUUGCAUACGCAAGUAGAAAUCUGUAUUGCAUUGAUUCUUGCAAGUCCUCUUGAAAGCACAGAAAAUGGCACAAUUACAGAUCAGGAUUCCACUGGGGACAAUCUCUUACUGAAACAUCUCUUCCUUAAGUGCCAAUUAAUAGAACGAAUACUUGAAGCAUGGGAGAUGAAUGAGAAGAAACAGGCUGAAGGAGGAAGACGGCAUGGCUAUAUGGGUCAUCUGACAAGGAUAGCAAACUGUAUUGUGCAUAGUACGGAUAAGGGGCCAAACAGUACACUAGUCCAGCAGCUCAUCAAAGAGCUUCCAGAGGAGGUCAGAGAGCGAUGGGAGACAUUCUGCACAAGCUCUUUAGGAGAAACUAACAAGAGGAAUACAGUGGACCUGGUUACUACCUGCCACAUUCAUUCUUCCAGUGAUGAUGAAAUUGACUUUAAAGAAACUGGCUUCUCACAGGAUUCUUCUUUGCAGCAGGCCUUUUCUGAUUAUCAGAUGCAACAAAUGACGUCCAAUUUUAUUGACCAGUUUGGCUUCAACGAUGAGAAGUUUGCUGAUCAAGAUGACAUCGGCAAUGUUUCUUUUGAUCGGGUCUCAGACAUCAACUUCACCCUCAAUACGAAUGAAAGUGGCAAUAUAGCCUUGUUUGAGGCAUGCUGUAAGGAGCGGAUACAGCAAUUUGAUGAUGGUGGCUCUGAUGAAGACGACAUUUGGGAAGAAAAACAUAUUGCAUUUACACCAGAGUCCCAGAGGCGUUCCAGUUCGGGCAGUACAGACAGUGAAGAAAGUACAGAUUCUGAAGAAGAGGACGGAACAAAGCAAGACUUGUUUGAAUCGCACACCAAUACGGAGGACAAAAUGGAAGUAGACUUAAGUGAACCACCAAACUGGUCAGCUAACUUUGAUGUACCUAUGGAGACUGCACAUGGUGCCAAUCUGGAUUCCGUUGGGUCUGAUGUGUGGAGUACAGAAGAACCUAUGCCAGCAAAAGAAACUGGCUGGGCUUCCUUUUCAGAGUUCACAUCCUCUUUGAGCUCAAAAGAUUCCUUAAGAAGUAAUUCUCCUGUGGAAAUGGAAACAAACACAGACCCAAUUGAUCCCUUGAGUGCAAAUGUAACUGCUCUUGCAACACAGCUAGACACCCCAGGAAGUGUUGCUAUGGAGGCCAGCUCAGAUGGAGAGGAUGAUGUAGAAAACACAGACAAGGUAACUGAAACAGUAAUGAACGGCAGCAUGAAGGAGACACUGAGCCUUACUGUAGAUGCUAAAACUGAAACAGCUGUUUUCAAAAGUGAGGAAGGAAAAUUGUCUACCUCGCAGGAUGCUUCUUGUAAAUAUGUAGUAGAAGAGAAUGCAGAGAUUGCAGAAGAGGCUUCUUCAGCUCUGCAGCCUGCUAACAGCAGUCCAGAACAGAGGACUGAUCAACACACCCAUUUAGGAGAGGCGUCUGUUAAUGGCCCUGUAUGAUAUGUGAUGUCUACUACCUUGGCUGAAGAAAAUGAACUGAUAUCCAGGUGUUUGAGUGUUUGUUGAGGAUUUCAUCUAGACCCUGUUGAAGCCAGUCACUGCUGCACUAAUUUCGCAAGGGAUCAGGACCAGCAACAUUUAUAUUCUAGAUUUUAAGACAUUGUACAGAAAUUCAUAAGUGUAAAAAUAUUGCACAUUGAGAAAUACCAAUAAUUUUUGCGUAUGUUUAUAUUGUAUUGUUCUAAAUAACGGGUGGCCUGUGAAAUAAGAUCCUGCUACCCAUGUAAUGAUGACAGUAGUGUUACUAUAGUUAAAAUGGCUGUAAGAAUAGUUUUAUAAAAAAGUGAAUACACAAAUCUAAUGUAUUUGAGACAUAACUAUUUGACGAUUAGUGUGACCAAAGUAUUUAGCAGUUUUCAUACAUUUUUCACCUUGUAAAAAGAAAAGAAAAAAAUGAAUUCAUGUUUCUUCUGAAACUGAAAUGCCCUAUAAAUGUUAUUUUGGUUGUUUUAGCUUACAACAGUGAUUUAAAUAAGAAUUUUUUGGUGUUCAACAUUUUACAACAGGUUUUUUAAUUGGUAAUUGUUUUCUGUAUUGUUUAAAACAGAUCAAAAAUGUAAGUCUAUUGGUAGAGAUUUUAAGUAUUUAUUGCUACAACUUAGUUGACAAAUUGAUGUUACUGUAAAGCCAUAUGUUCUGUUAAGUCUUGUUUGCUUGAAACAAUACCUUACAGGUGAAACACUAGACUAUUUGAAGUGCACAUGGCUUGUUGUGUUUAAGUGAUUCACCUGCCUUUUAACCCAUUCACCAAGAUUUAGUUUAAUACCAAGCAUUAUACAAUGGAACAUUUCAGAACAAUCUGCGUAUUUAAAACGCUAUAAUCCUUUUAGACAAGUCAAGUAAAUGAAAUGCCCCUGCUGCUAAUGUAAUUGCAGUACGUGCAUUUUAAAAGUAUAUAGUGUUUUUAAUACAAAUUUUGGCAGCAGAGCAUGUUAAUUGUUACUUUCACUGUACUGAUCUGUGUGAGGCUAUCAUUUGUAUGUUCUAAACCAGCUUUUUCACAGCUGGUUUGUGUAUAUAUAUAUAGUGAUUAUGGAAACUAAUUCUGUGUAAUUUAUAAUUUUCUAUGUCAGUGUAAAACUCCAACAGCCUUCUCAAACAAACAGAAGCAAUAUACUGUAUAUUGCCACAUUGUCUGGUGAAAGGGUUAAAGUACUUCACCUCCUGCACUUUUAGAUGCAAAUCCAUUUUUGUUUUUGUAAUAGUUAUAUUCAUUUAUUUUUUACAUCAUUUGUUUUCCUGACCAGUAUUUAAAGGCAAAAGGAUACUCUAAACAAUGGCCAAUGAUUUAUUUUAGAAGGCGUCCCAAGCAACGUGCCUCAACAUUACAUUGCAUACAGAAAUAAAAAACCCCACAUAUGUAUAACAGCAUUGCCCUUACUGCUUCCUCUCUUGCAUUUUCUGCAGCCAAUUUCAGUGGUACUUGUCAUUGCAAAUUGUUACAAACUGAUCAUUUGUGUGAAAAUGGAGGGAAAAACCACAGUGCCAUAGGUGGAAUUGGUAGCUAUGGUUGCCCUUUUAUGUGUACUUUAUAAAUGAUGGAAUCCAGUCAGUUUCUAAGUAGUUCCUUCUUCAGUUCAGAAUUACUUCCAGAUCAGCUUGACCAAAAAUGUUUUGCAUAUUAGCUUUAAGGUUGGCAGCUGUCCUUUUAUCGCUUUCUGAUCUGUUAUUGAACAAGCAGUUUUGGAAACAAAACCCACUCAUUUCAACACAUGAAUUGCAAUCCAGGUAGAAAUGCCAAAUACAGGAGAGCAGUGUGUUGGCUUACAUAAGCUUGAUGCUUAUAAGGAAUAAAACUUGUGUCCUUUCCAGUGGAGCUAUUUGUCCCUUGCUAACAAGUUGAAUUAACUAGCUACAUAGCCAUGAAAAGUGAAGGAGAUAUUGGCAGCAAAUUAGUUGAAACUUAUUUCAGCCCUGUUGCCUCUGGUUCAGCAAAGUCUUCUAGUAUGUUUUCCUUCCUUCUGUUAAUGAACUGUCAUAUCAGUCUGCUAUCCAGUUCAAACUGAGCUCAAAAUUGAAAAGGGGGAGUAUUUUGUCCCUCUUCCCUCCGUUCCUGGUUGGUAGUAUCAGUUGAAUGGAGGUGUGAGAAGUGGUGGUGAGUGGAAUUCACCCUUCAGUGUAGUUUGCCUUCUAAUUAAAGGGUGCAGUAGAGGUAAACUAAGCUGGCUUACCUAAUGGUGAUUCUGGUGGUCUUGAGGGUUCUUCCUUACUACUGCAUUUAGGCUUACGAAGGCUUAUUAGGCUUAUUACAUAGGCUUAUGAAGGUUUGAACAUACUUGGAGAGUUCUUCUGAAUGGCUGUGUUAUCCAACCUGUUUAAUCAAAUUUGACUUGCAUGCAGUGGAAUUUGAGUCAUCUUUAUUAAAAGAUAUUUUAAUGCAUUUGUGAGAUGGACUAAAGUCUAAUACCUUUGUACAGGUUUGACUUCCUACAGUGUAUUUAGCAGCAGUUAGGAUGAAAUAAGCUUGCUUUGAAUGGCUCGUACUGAAUAUAUGCAUUGCCACAUUUCACAGUGCUCUUUGAAAUGGCUAGAGGCUCAGUCACUUGAAACUGAGGAAUAGUGAUGUCAGUUGGUAUCAAAGGGCAAUAGAUUUAAUCCUCAGCACUUCUCUGGUAAAGGAUUUUUACUCGAGCAAGAGCAUGUUGUAAAAGUGGCUGGAUCAGCAAUAUAUGUAGUAGCUCAUUGCCUCUUCAGACCUGUGUCUCUGUUACCUGGCAGAGUGGAUGAAUCAUGCCUUCUUGACCAGUUAAACCAUUAUUUUUAAGUGUAAGCCUUGUACUAGAUUUUAUAGCAAGAUUAUUCCAUUUAAGUAAAAGUGUAAGCUGUCAUCUUGACUAACAUAAUAUUAAUUAAGCAAGCAUUCCCCCUGUUCAGUGAGUUGACAGGUUGUCACUGAGAAGACAACAGGAUAGUUGAAACAAUCUCAUUGUAUCAUUGUAAAUGCAACCCAGUGUGACCACACUCUUGAGUGAAACCUACCUUCUUGUUCCUGUUAAGCCUUGUAUCUACCUCUUGAAACCAGGGAGUUCUGUUUUGUCAUCUGCAUAGUCCUGUGGAAGCUUACUGUGACAUUCUUUGUGUGAAAUCCACUGAGGAGUUAUGAAAGACUUAGGAGGAAGAUGAAUCAGGUUGUUACUAUUGUUCAUUAUAAACUUAUCUUCCUGUUUAAAUUAGCUUUAAUUUCCUUGGAGAUUGUUCUGUUUUCUGACAUAUGUCUUAUACAGUUAUAUCAGGAAGUAUUUAUUGUAUAUAACUGAUGGCUCUAUUAAUAUACUUAAUCACUUCCGACUGUCUCAGA